GACUAUGAAAAGUUUUGGGAUAACUUCGGUAAACAUCUGAAACUGGGAUGCAUCGAGGAUCGCGAGAACCACAAGCGUCUAGCUCCGUUGCUUCGAUUUUUCUCCUCCCAGAGUGAGAACGACAUGAUCAGUUUGGAUGAGUACGUCGAGAACAUGAAAGCUGAACAGAAAGCUAUAUACUACAUUGCUUCCGACAGCGUUACAAGUGCUAAGAAUGCUCCUUUCCUCGAGAAGCUUAUGGAGAAGGAGCUUGAGGUACUGUAUCUGGUAGAACCCAUUGAUGAAGUUGCCAUACAGAGCUUGAAAUCUUACAAGGAUAAGGACUUUAUUGACAUCAGCAAGGAAGACUUAGACCUAGGAGACAAGAACGAGGAGAAAGAGGCGGCUGUGAAAAAGGAGUUUGGGCAGACUUGUGAUUGGAUAAAGAAACGAUUGGGGGAUAAGGUUGCCAGUGUUCAAAUUUCGAGCCGUCUUAGUUCAUCUCCCUGUGUUCUUGUUUCUGGUAAAUUUGGUUGGUCAGCUAACAUGGAGAGGCUAAUGAAGGCACAAGCAGGUGGUGACACAACAAGCCUGGAGUUCAUGAAAGGGAGGAGAGUGUUUGAGAUCAAUCCUGAACACUCGAUUAUCAAGAGCAUAAAUGCUGCUUACAAGAGUAACCCAAACGAUGAAGAUGCGAUGAGAGCCAUAGAUCUUAU
Brassica oleracea var. oleracea is the source of this 695-nucleotide messenger RNA. RefSeq names its product heat shock protein 82-like. The annotation marks the transcript as partial. Gene Ontology annotation, biological process: cellular response to heat; protein folding; protein stabilization. Gene Ontology annotation, cellular component: perinuclear region of cytoplasm; cytosol; protein-containing complex. The transcript has 5 exons. Gene Ontology annotation, molecular function: ATP-dependent protein folding chaperone; ATP binding; ATP hydrolysis activity. Lineage: Eukaryota; Viridiplantae; Streptophyta; Magnoliopsida; Brassicales; Brassicaceae. The record is from RefSeq and is a predicted model, not a curated record.